This is a messenger RNA of Bubalus bubalis (water buffalo), 1890 nucleotides long. It is a transcript of the gene MAP2K6, whose product is annotated as mitogen-activated protein kinase kinase 6. Gene Ontology annotation, biological process: protein phosphorylation; MAPK cascade. Gene Ontology annotation, molecular function: ATP binding; MAP kinase kinase activity. The coding region runs from base 830 to 1627 and encodes 265 amino acids. The transcript is spliced from 12 exons. Lineage: Eukaryota; Metazoa; Chordata; Mammalia; Artiodactyla; Bovidae. The record is from RefSeq and is a predicted model, not a curated record.
GAGAAGGCUGGUUACCAGCAUGUGACAAAACCUGGAGCCUCUUUUCUGAGCUAGCUUUCAUUUCUGCUUUUGAAUAUCAAGCAAAAAGGCCAUUUAUCAGUCGGUCACCUCGUUUUAUGAUUCAUUUUGCUCCCUCUGGUUAAGCUUCAAAAAAGCACAAUGUUAAAUGUUAGAGUCAGGUUGGUUGGCAGCCUUGCGAAGGGGAGCACAUUGCUUAGAAGUAAACGCCACUGGAAGCGGACUGCAUAUGUGUCCCUUUCUCCUAAGAAAUGAAAGAGGCAUUUAUAGAAAGGUGGCCGAGUGCUGGGCUCUCCAGGGUCACUUUGUUGGUUUAUCCCUCCCAGUCUGGCUGAUGAUUAACGUCACACCUUGGUCGUUCAAACGGACGCACGUCUCCCUCCCUUGCUGAAGUCGGAGCUUCUCGGAAACAAUGAACUUGCAGAGGUUUAGGGUAACGGGAGCUGGAGGAGGGUGGAGCCUCUGCAGCUCUGUCUCUCUCGCUCAAGUGUGGUCUCGGGAGCUGAGUGAAAAUGCCUGCUGUGGGGUUUUCUGCGGCUCCUGCUUUUUGCAGCCUUGAAAACCGCAUCAGAGUCACGUCUGCUGCUCUCUGACUGGAUUGCUCUUCCAGCGAUGGGCAGGCAAGAAGCGAAACCCUGGCCUUAAAAUUCCCAAAGAAGCAUUUGAACAACCUCAGACCAGUUCCACGCCACCUCGGGAUUUAGACUCCAAAGCUUGCAUUUCUAUUGGAAAUCAGAACUUUGAGGUGAAGGCAGAUGACCUGGAGCCCAUCGUGGAGCUGGGCCGGGGGGCGUACGGGGUGGUGGAGAAGAUGCGGCAUGUGCCCAGUGAGCAGAUCAUGGCGGUGAAGCGGAUCCGGGCCACGGUAAAUAGCCAAGAGCAGAAGCGGCUGCUGAUGGAUCUGGAUAUCUCCAUGAGGACCGUGGACUGCCCCUUCACGGUCACCUUUUAUGGCGCGCUCUUCCGUGAGGGGGAUGUCUGGAUCUGCAUGGAGCUCAUGGACACGUCCCUAGAUAAAUUCUACAAACAAGUGAUCGAUAAAGGCCAAACAAUUCCAGAGGACAUCUUAGGGAAAAUAGCAGUUUCUAUUGUAAAAGCCUUAGAGCAUUUGCACAGUAAGCUGUCUGUCAUUCACCGAGAUGUCAAGCCCUCCAACGUGCUCAUCAACGCCCUGGGCCAGGUGAAGAUGUGCGACUUCGGAAUCAGCGGCUACCUGGUCGACUCCGUGGCUAAAACCAUCGAUGCCGGAUGCAAACCGUACAUGGCCCCCGAGAGAAUAAACCCAGAGCUCAACCAGAAGGGAUACAGCGUGAAGUCCGACAUCUGGAGUUUGGGCAUCACCAUGAUCGAGCUGGCCAUCCUCCGGUUUCCCUACGACUCGUGGGGGACUCCUUUCCAGCAGCUCAAACAGGUGGUGGAGGAGCCGUCGCCGCAGCUGCCCGCAGACAAGUUCUCCGAAGAGUUUGUUGACUUUACCUCACAGUGCUUGAAGAAGAAUUCCAAAGAAAGGCCAACAUAUCCAGAGCUUAUGCAACAUCCGUUUUUCACCGUACACGAAUCCAAAGCGACAGACGUGGCAUCUUUUGUAAAAUCGAUUCUUGGAGACUAAAAACAAUGGACUCCAUCGGUUGACCCUCCUGUGGAUUGGUGGGUUUACAGGCUGAUGUUCACUAAAGCGCCAAUAGAAACUCAUCUUUGAGAUAAUUUAACCCUGCCUCUCAGAAGGUUUUUUUCUUCCCCAUUUUCUCUUUUUUCCCCUCCAAAGGGGGCCUUGGAAUCUAUAGUUAUAGAAUGAACUGUCUAGAUGGAUGAAAUAUGAUAAAGGCUUAGGACUUAAAAAGGUGAUUAAAUAUUUAAUGAUGUGUCAUAUGA